CCCUGCUCAGACUUACUUAAUCUAAGACUCUCUGCUUGUCCACUUUAGCUGAAGUCCACAGGAAGCUAAAACAUGGCGACCUCCGGGUUACAGAUCGGCGGGUUCCUGUUAGGACUGAUCGGAGUGGCUGCGGUCAUCGCCGCGACCGCGAUGAACAACUGGAGCACGCAGGACCGUCAGGGCGACGUCGUCACCGCCGUGUACACCUACAAGGGCCUAUGGCAGGACUGCGAGGUGUCCACGUCUGGGUUCACCGAGUGCCGGCCGCUCUACGGCCUUCUGGGAUACUCAGGCCAGUUCCAGGCCGUCAGAGCCAUGAUGGUGGUCGGCAUCGUCCUGGGUGUGAUCGCAACCGUGAUCUCGCUGUUCUCUCUGAAAUGUUUCAAAAUGGGAAGCACUGAGGAUUCAACCAAAGCUAAGAUGACGCUGACGGCUGGCAUCAUGUUUAUCAUUGCAGGCCUCUGUGGCAUCAUCGGAGCUUCCAUUUACGCCAAUCAGAUCGUCGCCAGCUUCAUGAUGACAACCUACAACCCAAACUAUGGUGGGAUGAACCAGAUGCAGAUGGAAGGGAUGGGGAUGGGGAUGGGAAUGUCUACGGUUAACAGGUUCACAUUCGGACCGGCGCUCUUCGUGGCCUGGAUCGGAGGAGGCAUGCUGCUCAUAGGAGGAGUCUUAAAGUGUGUGGCGUUCAGAGGCCUGCACUCCGAGUCCACGCCCUACAAGGCGGUGGCGUAUAAAGCUCCAGCUCAGUCACGAUCAGGAGACGGAGACAGUGAGCGAGUGCAGAAAUACGUGUAACUCCGCCCAUUUUAUCUGGAUUUAUAACCCUUUCUCACUCACGCUGUUCUACAUUCAUUUAUUCAUUUAGCUGUAAUGUCGCACAGGGAUUUAUCAGAGAAUAAGCACACUGACAUUACAGACAUGACCUUCUCUAUAACCCUCCCCUCUCUUUCUCUACACUGUAAUAAACACAGUCAUGCUUUAUUAAUAAAUAAAAAGUCUUGAUGGUAAACACUUUGCUCGCACUAACACACUGCCCUUUCCUUAUUAUUUUCAUAAUCAAUCGUUUGUUUUCUCUAUUUUUUGUAAACAAUAAAUAAAACUGGA
Molecule: messenger RNA, 1107 nt
Organism: Clarias gariepinus (North African catfish)
Lineage: Eukaryota; Metazoa; Chordata; Actinopteri; Siluriformes; Clariidae
Gene: cldn18
Product: claudin 18
Exons: 5
Coding region: 73-798 (241 amino acids)
Biological process (GO): bicellular tight junction assembly; cell adhesion
Cellular component (GO): bicellular tight junction; plasma membrane
Molecular function (GO): structural molecule activity
Source: RefSeq, a predicted model, not a curated record